This is a messenger RNA of Coregonus sp. 'balchen', 13418 nucleotides long. The record is from the annotation of a GenBank genome assembly. Lineage: Eukaryota; Metazoa; Chordata; Actinopteri; Salmoniformes; Salmonidae.
AUGGAGAUUCUCCCAAGGUAUCAGGUAAGCUAAUCUGUUCACACACACACACACACCCUGUGGGAAAGCUAAGUCAGCCUCUGUUUAUGGACAGUAUGUCUAGUGGAAUUGUGUUUACCCAUGGUGUGCAGUGGGACUGAAGGGGUGUGGAGUGUGGAUAUCAGGUUGCUGCUGUGUAUACUGUGUUAAUAUAGAACAGCUGAGACACUGAUAGUUCCCAAGCAACUACACACACACACAAACACACACACAUACACAUACACAUACACACUAAACAUGCAGGUGAGACACACAGCAGGCUAUCAUAUACUAUAUGGUGCAUACACAAAUACAAGCUCUGUACAAACUAUCAGUAACAGUAUGAUGUAAUAUAGUAACAGGAUGAUGUAAUAUAGUAACAGGAUGAUGUAAUAAAGUAACAGUAUGAUGCAUAGUGCUGGCGAUUAACUGAAAUGUCAGUAAUGUUUUGGUUUUUAAACAACUAAUUGACCAACAUCGGUUCAAUUAUUUGAAUUCCAUUUCGUUAGUUUUUAUCUGUGAGCUCAAUGCGCACAUUGCACAGUUUCUCUAGAGAUAGAUCACAUCCAGCCGUAACUGUGCAAUGUAGUAGGGAGUUGUAGUCUCCAACAGGUCAAUAUUCUACAUAGUUUAGCACAUAAAACGUUGUAAUUAACUACGAUGACCAUAAUCCAUUGUGCAUCUACUUGUCUGGUCUGUGUUUCUUUUACGCCUGCUACAUUAGGUUAGUGUUGGGCAGAAUGCGCAAUCGUGAGGGGAUAUAGAGAGCAGCUGUUGCUUUGCAAGGUAUCUCUACCUGAAAAUGCAUGAUCUAAGUGAUUGAUAGUUGGCAUUCAGUGGCAGGUAGCCUAGUGGUUAAGAGCGUUGGACCAGUAACCAAAAAGUUGUUGGUUCGAAUGCCUGAGAUGACUAGGUGAAAAAUCAGUCCAUGUGCCCUUGAGCAAGGCACUUAACCCUAGUCACUGUGGGUAAGAGUGUCUGCUAAAUGACUAAACAUGUAAAUAAAAUUGUGCCUUAUUUAUUUUGAAGAACUACCAAAUAGUGAUUUGUCAGACAGCAUAGGCAGCAGCUCUAUAGAGAUGAGAGGAUGACUCGGAAUGAAAUAAUAAAGUCAUCAAAUAAAACAAAUGUAAUAUAUACAACAAAUGAAAUAUUUUAUUAAAGUAAAGUAAUGUGAAUAAAUUAUGGUUAAUAAGUGAUGAGCAAUAAUGGGCAGUCACUACCGUCAUGGGACUUUUAUUAAUUGUUUUCUUCUGUUGUUACAGCAUUCAAUCCAAAUAAUCGAAACCAAAAUCGAAAACUGUGAUUAUUUUUUAAUAAUCGAACCGAAAUCGAACCGACCUCAAAAAGCGCUAAUCGCUCAGCACUAAUGAUGUCAUAAAGUAACAGCAUGAUGUGCUGUUAUCUCCAUCUCCCUAGAGAGUGACACAGAGGGAUCAAAGAGCCCCACUAGGAAAUCUCUCAGCUUACAAUAACAAACAACGUUAGGCUUGCUUGCUUUAUUCCUUUUGUGCUUCUGUGCAAAGCGCCCCUGAACUAUGUGUUAUGUGUUUUUCAGCCAGGUCCCCCGUGAUACAGGUCAGUAUUCGACAUUCAUCCAUGUCUGAGGAUUUCGGGAGAUUACGUGGAAACCGGCCAGUAGGGGCAACAGUGAGCACUGUUACCUUCAAGUAGGUUUCACUUUAGCUAGGGCAUUGUGGACAGGAAUGGUGGAUGGGUGUAAGCAUGUACUUCUGAUUUCAAAGGUUGCAAGGUCAAAACCCAGUAAUAUAACGUUUUAAAAAUAUAUAUUUUUUUGUUUUAAGCCUAUACCAAACCUUAACCCUUACCGUAACCAUUUGGAGUUAAUGCAUAGCCUUAAGAAUUUGUAGUUAAGGUCUGAACUUAACCCUAACUUUAACUUCGGAAUGAAUGCCUAAACUUAACCUUAAACACUUCUAAAUCUGACUUUUGGAACAACUUCGAAAUUUGACGUUUGAGAAACAUGGAUGAACGUCUAAUUCUGACGUGAGACUGUGAGAGCUGGUAGAUGUUUUUAUCCUUAUUGCCUGCGUCCGUAACGGGUCCGCGGUCAAACGACCACCCCUCAUCACUGUCAAACGCUCCCUAAAACACUUCAGCGAGCAGGCCUUCCUAAUUGACCUGGCCCAGGUAUCCUGGAUGGAUAUAGAUCUCAUUCCGUCAGUAGAGGAUGCCUGGUUGUUCUUUAAAAGUAAUUUCCUCUCAAUCUUAAAUAAACAUGCCCCAUUCAAAAAAUACAGAACUAAGAACAGAUAUAGCCCCUGGUUCUCCUCAGACUUGACUGCCCUUGACCAGCACAAAAACAUCCUGUGGCGUACUGCAUUAGCAUCAAAUAGCCCCCGCGAUAUGCAACUUUUCAGGGAAGUUAGGAACCAAUAUACACAAGCAGUUAGGAAAGCAAAGGCUAACUUUUUCAAACAGAAAUUUGCAUCCUGUAGCACUAACUCCAAAAGGUUUUGGGACACUGUAAAGUCCAUGGAGAAUAAGAGCACUUCCUCCCAGCUGCCCACUGCACUGAGGCUAGGAAACACUAUCACCACCGAUAAAUCUACAAUAAUCGAGAAUUUCAACAAGCAUUUUGCUACGGCUGGCCAUGCUUUCCACCUGGCUACCACUACCCCGGCCACCAGCUCUGCACCCUCCGCUGCAACUUGUCCAUGCCCCCCCCGCUUCUCCUUCACACAAAUCCAGACAGCUGAUGUUCUGAAAGAGCUGCAAAAUCUGGACCCCUACAAAUCAUCUGGGCUAGACAAUCUGGACCCUUUCUUUCUAAAACUAGCCGCCGAAGUUGUCGGAACCCCUAUUACUAGCCUGUUCAACCUCUCUUUCGUAACGUCUGAGAUCCCCAGAGAUUGGAAAGCUGCCGCGGUCAUCCCCCUCUUCAAAGGGGGUGACACUCUAGAUCCAAACUGUUACAGACCCAUAUCCAUCCUGCCCUGCCUUUCGAAAGUAUUUAAAAGCCAAGUUAACAAACAGAUCACCGACCAUUUCGAAUCCCACCGUACCUUCUCCGCUAUGCAAUCCGGUUUCCGAGCUGGUCAUGGGUGCACUUCAGCCACGCUCAAGGUCCUAAACGAUAUUAUAACCGCGAUCGAUAAUAGACAGUACUGUGCAGCCGUCUUCAUCGACCUGGCCAAGGCUUUCGACUCUGUCAACCACCGCAUUCUUAUUGGCAGACUAAGUAGCCUUGGUUUCUCAAAUGACUGCCUCGCCUGGUUCACCAACUACUUCUCAGAUAGAGUUCAAUGUGUCAAAUCGGAGGGCCUGUUGUCUGGACCUAUGGCAGUCUCUAUGGGGGUGCCACAGGGUUCAAUUCUUGGGCCGACUCUUUUCUCCGUGUAUAUCAAUGAUGUCGCUCUUGCUGCUGGUGACUCUCAGAUCCACCUCUACGCAGACGACACCAUUUUGUAUACAUCUGGCCCUUCAUUGGACACUGUGUUAACAAACCUCCAAACGCGCUUCAAUGCCAUACAACACUCCUUCAGUAGCCUCCAACUGCUCUUAAACACUAGUAAAACUAAAUGCAUGCUCUUCAACCGAACGCUGCUUGCACCCGCCCACCCGACUAGAAUCACUACUCUCGACGGGUCGCACCUAGAGUAUGUGGACAACUACAAAUACCUAGGUGUCUGGUUAGACUUUAAACUCUCCUUCCAGACUCACAUUAAGAAUCUCCAAUCCAAAGUUAAAUCUAGAAUCGUUUUCCUAUUUCGCAACAAAGCCUCCUUCACUCAUGCUGCCAAACAUGCCCUCGUAAAACUGACUAUCCUACCGAUCCUUGACUUCGGCGAUGUCAUUUACAAAAUAGCCUCCAACACUCUACUCAGCAAAUUGGAUGUAGUCUAUCACAGUGCCAUCCGUUUUGUCUCCAAAGCCCCAUAUACUACCCACCACUGUGACCUGUACGCUCUUGUUGGCUGGUCCUCACUACAUAUUAGUCGCCAAACCCACUGGCUCCAGGUCAUCUAUAAAUCACUGCUAGGCAAAUCCCCGCCUUAUCUUAGCUCAUUGGUCACCAUAGCAACACCCACCCGUAGUAUGUGCUCCAGCAGGUAUAUCUCACUGGUCAUCCCCAAAGCCAACACCUCCUUUGGCCGCCAUUCCUUCCAGUUCUCUGCUGCCAAUGACUGGAACAAAUUGCAAAAAUCUCUGAAGCUGGAGACCCUUAUCUCCCUCACUAACUUUAAGCAUCAGUUGUCAGAGCACCUUACCGAUCACUGCACCUGUACACAGCCCAUCUGAAAUUAGCCCGCCCAACUACCUCAUCCCUAUAUUGUUAUUUAUUUUGCUCAUUUGUACCCCAGUAUCUCUAUUUGCAUAUCAUCUCUUGCACAUCUAUCAUUCCAGUGUUAAUACUAAUUGUAAUUAUUUUGCACUAUAGCCUAUUUAUUGCCUUACCUCCAUAACUUGCUACAUUUGCACACACUGUAUAUAUAUUUUCUGUUGUAUUUUUGACUUUAUGUUUUGUUUUACCCCAUAUGUAACUCUGUGUUGUUGUUUUUAUCGCACUGCUUUGCUUUAUCUUGGCCAGGUCGCAGUUGUAAAUGAGAACUUGUUCUCAACUGGCUUACCUGGUUAAAUAAAUAAAAAUCCAGUUACUCUCAAAGAGGGGUAAUGGGGGAUAAAAGUAUCUGUUUACAGAUGUAGGAUCUUCAUUUGAGCCAGUUUGCUACAGCAGAAAAAUAAUCCUGCAGCAACAGGAAAUGUGAAUUAUUAUGUGGAUCAUAAUGAAUGGACAUUUUUUGUAAGGGUUGAUAAAUUUUGCGUUAGGGCAAAUCAAGUCUGAAAUUUUAACGUGGAAAUUACAAACUUUAGAAGCCUUUUUAAACCUAGAAUACGCUACAAGUUUGCAUUUCCUGUUGUGCAGGAAAACUCUCAGUAACUAAAGAGUGAUCAAGUUAAGAUCCUACAUCUGUAUUACCAUCUCAGAGGAGAGGAGAUAAAAGUGGAAAGUAGAUAGAAGCAGAGAAAAGCCCAUAGUUGGCUUCCUGUGUCCUCAGUGGCAGCACUGUGCUAAUUAGGCUGUGUGCCUCUAUGGGUGAUGUGCUAAAUAUCCCUGUGUGUGUGUGUGUGUGUGUGUGGAUGGCAGUGCUUGUGUAGCAGUGUGUUUCUAUGGGCAAUGUGCUAAAUAUCCCUGUUACAUGCUAAUGAGCAGCCAGCUAAGCUCAGUUCCACUCACACUCAGCCAGGCCACUGGCUACAGACUGGUUGGAAAAUAAAUACACUGUCUAUGGUAGCUAUGUGUUUUUGUUUAUAGAGUAAUAAUGCUCUCCAUUUAUAUAGUGAUUUUACAAGUGCUCAAAUCGCUUUACAGUGUAUAGGGGUACUAACCUGGUCCACUACCAAGACGUUGCACCAUCCUACAAUCAGAGUGCUCAGUACUUUGUUUAUUUCCAAUCAGAAGGGUCACUCGCUGCUAUAACUGUGCUAAAGUAUUAAGUGUGAUAUUACAUUACAGUAGGCUAUGCUGCCAAGCCAAUUAAACUGUACAGAUGCCAGUGGAGUAAUAAAACAUUGGAGGCCCUGGCCGUUAUAUCAGCCAGAUCUCAGAGAAGUCAACAGAGUUUGGCCUCACAUCAUCUCUGUCUCUGCUGUAUUGGAGUCAGAUGACAACUGUGGAUCCCAUGGAAGUGACGCAUAAGGACACAUCCUAUUUUCACGACCCCCCCACCUACUAUCUCCACAUCCCACCAUGGGGCGGUGGCUUGGGGUUGUGAGUGAGUGUGUGUGUGUGUGUGUAAUGAACUUUAACUUGGGGGAGGCAACGUUUCAGUCUCACUGCUUACCCCCUCCCUCUAUGAUUUUCUUGUGCAUGAGGGGGGUGUCCAGUUGCUGGUAGAUAUUUCUGUGCUGGAAACCCCCCCCCCCCCCCCCCCCCCCUCCACACCCCAGACCACUCCUGUGACAGUCGGGAGAGUGUGGGCAGCAGGCACCUUCAAUCAGCCCCCCAAAAUAGCACAAGCGGAGGGAUCCACGCCCCUGUGAGUUCCCUGACUAUCUCCUCCUACCCAGUCCAGCCCAUUCCUGUUCUCAGCAGCCCACAAAGAGACAAACAGAGAAGAGAGGAGCCAGGAUAAGACAAAUACACAGCAAAGUGACAUUCCACCUUGGAGAAAGAAUCUCAGCUUGGAAUAUAUUGGGACACUGGGAAUAUACACACAUAGCUAUAGAAGUGUGUCAGUGGACCCAGCAUAGACAGACACACUCCGACUGCGGGAAAAUAGUGUGUUUGAUUUCACAUAGGAACACACACGCACAUACAGGGCUAGUUGAUUGGGCCAAGGGUCUCCAUACAGUGGCAUUGUGUGUCUGGCCUGUCCUGCACCAUGAAGCUGAGUGUGGCUCUGUUCUUCGCGGGGCUGUUCGGGGCUCUGGCAGCCGUGUUUGUCCUCCUCUCCUUCGGGACAGAUUACUGGCUCCUGGCCUCGGAGACAUGUGACGAAGAAACUAACAGAACCAUAGGACCUGGGGGCGUUGCCAUAGAGGUAAGGAACAUGGAGAUUCCUGAUUACCGUCAUGAGAUGUUUUGUUGUUUAUGCUUCAAAUAUUGUAGUCCAAUAUUUACCUAGUAUAUACUAUAGUCCACUAAUUAUUACCUGUGUAGUAAUCAUGUAAUAAUGAUGAAGUAAUAACUUUGGUGUUAUUGGGAUUCAUUGAAACAACCAGCACUACAGCAGGUGGAAACAGCAGGUGUAAGCAAGGAAAGGUUUGGUGUGGCCUCUCUGGAAUGUUCCUUUUCUUGGUCCUCUUUUCUCUUCAUAUCAGUGGUCAUAAAAUACAAAGGAGACAAAAAAGGUAGCCAUUGGUGUAAGAUUGGGGGUAACAUUGGGUAAGACUAUUCUCUUGUUUCUAUUUGCUGAAUUAAGGGUUAGGGGUUGGAGGUUAGGGUGGGUUUGGGUGGUCUGGGAGGAUCAGCUGGUCAAGGACUAAUGUGAAACCAUGGAAGUCAAGGAAAGUUGUUCCUUUUCUGGUUGGAGUCUCCUUACAGGAAGUGGUGUCGGGGUCAAGGUCAAACCUGAUUCCACUAGUCAAAGCCUUGCUGAUUAGAUAAUUAGGUGCAUCAGCUGUGUUGGUGCUGGGCUAGAGCAAACAUUUAUACCCCUGUGUGUCCCCAGGAACAUAAUGAAGAAACCUUGCUUUGGAUCAUAGUAUGAUCAGUGUGGUGUCACGUUGCUUCGAGAGCUAUCAGUACCAUGUUUAUGACUUUAAUAGAGUCCAUCCUCCAUUACAUUGGCUAUUGUAGAUUAAGGUCCUCACCUUAGUGCACAGCCUAAGGUGGAUCUCAUGAAAAACCCUCCAAACUUGGGCAAUUUACUUGUUCUAUUUUGGUGGUAUUUUCUCCUGGGUGCAUGGUCCAAUUACUCUUUCAAUAAGACUUGAACUGUGAACUGUGUAGGCCUACAGUACAGGGUUGCAUCUUUGGGGGGGUUGUUGCCGCCUAAAGGCCAUUUGCUGUAUUUCUACGCAAUUUAACAUGACCCAUGGGCUUGUAACCAGUUAUUCUUAGAACAGCAACAAUAAGCAAAAAUGGCCGCAGUCAUCAAGCUAGGUAAGAGAUCAUUAUUAAAUGUUUUUAUUUACAAAGACUUGAUAUUUUAUGGUCUUUAUCAAAUGCCAUCAAACGUUAUUAGUCAGACAAUAUUUCAAGUUUAUAUGAAUAUAUAGUUAAAGGAUAUCUUAACUUUUUCAGACCCUGUCUUGUCAUUUACCCAGUAAGUAAUCUAUGGGGCCAGGAGACACAGUCAUCUAUGGUUCACUUGCGUGAACUUUAAACAAUGGUGAUAGGGGCAAGCUCACCAUAUUCAAAAGUUGAGGCCAAAUCACCUCUAAGUAACUUCAAAUCUAGUCUUUGAGUUGAUUUGGUCAUGGAAUUAUGAACAUGGUGAGCUUACCCCUAUCCAUAGUGUUUUGGUUGUUAGCUCAAGUUAGAAGUAUCUUUUGAAACAAAACAAAACUGUGGAUGACAGUCUCUCCUGGCACCAUAGACUUCUUUCAGGGUAAAUGGAAAAAAGUCUAAGAACAGGAAUGCUCAGAACCGGAGCUACACAGUUCUUUAUCUGAAGGAGGAGUUAUUGGUUGAUUCAUGUGAUGACAUUGAUCAAACAAGCACCUUCAAUUAGGGCUUUGAUAACCACUUGAUAGGGAUGGUGAGAGCCAGAGGCAUAUGUGGCAGACGUUUACAAUGCUGAAGUAGCCUAUAGUAAAUUCCUCUGAAAAGCAUUUCCUGGAUUACAUUACUGCCCUAUUAAGACAUAUUUGUUUUAAGAUAGUGAUAAUAUGGACCAUCACACUAUUUUAUUCUCUAUUUUAGGACAAUUGGGGGUAUCCGAAACAAAUGUGUAAAAAUUAUUUGAUUAACAUUUUUUUUAUCUGGCCUUAGAAAUAACAAUAAGAUAUGUCAAAUCAGGUAAUGCCAAAUUUCAGUCUGAAUGAGAAUGCUUGAAUGAUUUAAAUGGAUCAGGAAGGUAUUGACAAGUUCAGGAAAGCAGAAGGAAUAUCACCAGAAUCAUUGUGUAUUUCAUCAUUCUUAGAACAGAAGAUCAAUUCAUUUCCCCCAGUCAUUAUGUGUGGUUUUGUCACAGUCCCUUCUAAUGAGUCCUGCGUGGCUUGUGGGCAUUGUAGAGGGAAGAAGAAGGCACAUAUAUGUUCCUGAGAGUCUUACCUUUCAGGAAUGGGUCAUAAUAGCUAAUAGCCCAAACCGUUCAAACACUAGAGCCAAAUUCAUAGGAAGAAAACUAACAUUCAUCAUUGGCUUUAGAAAACCGUUGGUUGCCGAACCACCGCUCACGCCUCGAUCACGCCGACAGCAUCAUUGCCUUUUGGUAGACCAGAAGUACAUUAUUUUCCAUUGGAACGCAAUGUUUGCCUUGCAGCAUUGUGUUGCAGAGGCAGUUGCAGUGCGUUCUGUGUGGUGCAUAUGUUUGAUUUAUCCAAUGUGUGCAUCAAAUUGUAUGUUUAGAGUUGGCAGAAAUAGUAGCAAAAGGUGCAUGUUGAACUUCUGUUGCUCACAUAUCCAGUAACAAUUUUUGAUUGCAUAAUGAAAAGGUUUGACUGCAGAAUUUAUUAUGCAGCAUUAAUGCAAUGACGCUGUCAGUCUGUUCAAGGUGUCAGAGGUGCCCGCAUGGUCCUAAAGCACACAGUCGCCGUUUUUUGUAUCACAAGUGAAAUUAGAAGACUGGGGGGGGGGACAAAAAUGCAAUUUCAGAAUGUGUGGGGGACUUGUCCGCCCCGUCCCUAGUGAAAGUUGCACCCCUGCUACAGUAUACAUGCCUCCCUAGGGGCUGCUAGCUAAUGCAGUUGCUCUGCAACCAUCCAGCAAUUGAGACAUGUUGGAUUCCUGAGUGAUAGAAAUACAAAUGUCAGUAUUUACAACAACCCAGUGAUAUGGAGUUGAAUAUCAAAUAUCACCCACUAUAGAAGAUCCAGGUCGUCACGAUGAGCAAUGAGAAUGGAAUGUCUGCAUGAUAUCAACACUAUCAAACCACACACUGUAUGUACCCAUGUUGUAGUAGUGUUAAAGACUAUUACACAUAUACAUAUAAUCAGUGUUAUGUCCGCGAGAGAGGGCAGUGGGCACUGUGAGAAGCAGAGGGAAGCAAAAGAGACAUUGGGAAUAGGAGAGAAAGGGGGAAUGAAAGCAGCUGUUCUAGCUAGAAAGGACUCUCGGUUCUGACUCAACACACUUCACACAACCCCACAGGAAGCUAAAGGUGCUCCCUCAGCAUGACCCUUGACCUUACAGUCAGCAAUUGUAGCACUAGCACCAUAUACUAUGACAACAUUUACGUGAACCAGCUGGCGAGGCACGACAUGAUACAUGUCUGGCUAAUGCUAGAAAAGAAAAUACUAGGCAAAAUGUGAAGAAGAUAGAAAAACGUGUUAUUUUAUGACGUGCUAUUAUGUAAUUGUUAUGGUUGUAAUAUGAAGGACUUAUGAUGGAGUGUUCUACUAAUGUGUUACUAUUAUUAUCUUUCCUCAGCGUGGUGACAUGAUUCUGGUGGAACCCGGUAUGGGGUUCCCCCCAGACGCCACCUUCUACCACGAGGGCUUCUUCUGGAAGUGCUCCUUCGGCGGAAACCUGGACGAUGGCACCCUCUUGAAGUUCUGGAUCAGUACGUCAGAAAACAUAUACUGCAAAUUCUCCAGUGUUAACUCAACACUAACAGUGUUAAAUUUAACACUGGGCAAGUGUCUAUAUGGGUCCACACUUCUACAAUAUUAAAUUAACACUGUGCUUAGUGCUGACGCUGUUACACGUUAACAGUGUUAGUGAAUUUACACUUUCAGUGUUAUGCAAUAACACCUCAUAUAUUAUUUUUAAAACUAAGAAGUGUAUAUAGUUUACACCCAUUGUGUAAAGCAAUAACACCUCAUAUAGUAUUUUUAACCAUUACACCAAGAGGUCUAUAUCUCUUGACGAGGUCACUCAGUGUUAGGUCAAAGACAUUACAAUAAUAUUUACACGUUUUUAUUGCCACAUGCUCUUAUGUAACCAUUUCUAAAGACUUCAUAACUCAAAACAGACACGCUCAAACUUUAAUUAAUGUAACCAUAGACCACUAAACGGAUACAACACUUCCACUUACGGUUGGCCAGAAAUAACUAAUUGAAAGCCAAUUCCCCACUAAGCCAUGUCUCCAAUAUAAUUUCCCAGUGUGCCUCGCUUUUUCAAGUGAAUUGUAGAGUUACCACCCAUGACUGUAUUUGUUAGUGACAGAGACAUGGUUGUUGAAUUCAUUGAUAUUCAGUCCUUUGGACUUCACUGAGUGAGUUUCGACUGUAGGUGAAUGUUAUCAUUAAUUUAACUGUUUAUGAAAAUUCAUUACAUAUAUCACAAGGCCUUACUUUGAUUAUCAAGUUUUAGCCUAUCACUGUGAUGUUAGGUACCUUGUGGUUUACAGGCCUCAUCCGGCCUGCAAGUCAAAUUAUGCUGGCAUGUAAUUCCUAUUUGAAUUCAGCCAGAGUCAGGGCAUUCAUUCACCCACACCCGCAACCUAACUGUCAGGGUUAGGAACAUUGUGAAAGGAGCCUACCUAAACCAUUUAAACUGGAACAACCAUUUUCGUAAUGGGUGCAAUAAAUGUAACUAACUGAUUGGAUUAGUUUAAAAACAUUUAUGUUAUUUAUCUUUGUGUAGCAUAAGAUUAAUCAAUCAAUCAAUGUACACAAACACGGAUAUUAAAACAAUCCUAAAAAAUCUAGCUGAAGUAGAGCAUGCUGGGAAAUAUGAUAAUGAUGGGCGUUGUUUUGAUGGGAACGUUUUACUCUCCACAGAGUAAAAACUGACACAAUCACACACUCAUAUUCAACAAUGGUUAUUCACUCUUAGAGUUAAUUUAACUCCUGAAUCAACACUAGAAAUGUUACACAGAAAAAUCAACACUAGGUAACACUGUCCAAUUUCCUGUGUACUUGUAUAAAGUAUAACACUGGGGUUUUGGACAUGCACAAUAUGCUGUUUUGUAUACUCUGACAAAGUGUGUAACAGCCCCAAUACUAUUUAGUAGGCAUGUACAACGCAUGUGUUUAUAUGCAUGUUUGGAUAUUGGGAAACACAUAUGACUGAAACUUUAGACCCUACCUCUCCACUCUCACUCUCUUUCACUGUAUCCUAUUACUAUUUUCAUCUACAUUUGGGCCAGUACAGGGACAGUAUAGAACAAUGCAAACAGUUCAUGAAAGUCCUUAAGGUAAAUCACUUGUUUAUCGAAUGUGACUUCUUGAUGCUUUGACGUAGUAUGAGACCCUUAUCACGAGAUGUUAUGUCAUGUGACUCUAGGGAAAGGCUGUAUCAUGUGAUGUUAUUCAAGUCCGUUUUCAUCUGAUGAGAUGUGUUGACAAUCUCUAAUAGGGAACAUCCAGGGAGGGUCAUUGUCACAAACACCCUAAAGCUCAGGGAACGACCUGGCGAGGGUCUGCUGAAUUCCACAAGGCAGAGGAGAGAGGGGGAGAGGAGGAAGAGACUUAGGUUAAAAAGAGAAUAUCAAGAGUACAAAUUAGAUUACAUUUAAUUCAAUUAUCAAAUUUAAUGCAUUCGAUAAAACUUGAAGACUAUGCCAGUUUAGUCUCUGUAUAGAUCCUGCUAGUAUAUGCUGUCUUUUUAAUAUAAGGGCCCUUGAUGAGGGGAGGAUAUUUGCUAAUGCCAGUGCCAUGACCUAUUGCUUUUUUUUAUUAGUUCUAUAAUGUGAUAUGAUUUAAUGUAUCUAACAAUGGGCCUGUUUGUCUCUCACUAGCCAAUCAGCCCCACUCUAAAGUCUGCACACACGCCUACCUCUUCCCCUUUCCUGUGUCUCAACAGACUCACAACGUCACCGCAUAUGACUCCGCAAUCAGUAAGUGCUUUUCUCUCUGUGUGUGUGUGUGUGUGUGUGUGUGCGUGCGUGUGUGUGUAUGUGUAUAUUUUACAUGCCAUUGCCAUGUAGCCUACUUUGAGAUUGUGAGUGUUCACAUGUGCUUGUGUAUGGGUAUUCAAGUUAAAGUAUAAUUCUGUUGCUCACUGGUUGCCAUGGUUCUAACAAUGAUUGACAUUCCUAUUGUCCAGUCUACAGAGGCUUCUGGAGUAUCUUCAUGCUAAUUGGGGUGGCUGCCGUCGUGUUAGGCGGGUUCUUCAUCAUCUGCGCCGCCCCAUUCGCCAGUCACCGUCUAUAUAAGGCUGGGGGCGGGCUCUUCCUGACAUCUGGUGAGUUAUUGGCCUAUAUCAUCUUAAUUUUUAGGAUACAACAUUUAAGAUAGAGCAUAACAGUUUAUCUCUGUUGAAGGAAUGUAGUGAAUACCAUCACUAAUACAAAUACCUGCUGCAGCCAAUCUGAUACAGUCUACCUCUCUCUCCCUCACUGUUUUUCUCUGUUUCUCUAUCUCCUUUCUCUCUGCCAUCGUCUUUCUCCUUCCAUCUCUCUUUCUCUCUCUCUCAUCCCUUCACCCCUUCACCCCACCUAUCCCUCCCUCCCUCCCUCCCUCCUCCCCACAGCUCUGUUCCUGCUGGGUGUGGUGGUGAUGUAUGUGCUGUGGGUGGAGGUGAUGGAUGUGGUGCAGGUCUACGUGGACCACCAGCGCUCCUCUGUGUGUCCCACCUUCAACCUCACCAUCCACUACGGCCUGUCCUUCUUCUUCGCCCCCAUUGGCAUCUCCUUCUGCCUGUUGGCCGGUCUCCUUUUCCUCCUCAUUGGCCAGUCCGUACAGAUGCAGUACCACUGAUUGGUGUCGCUGUGGCGAGAGUGUGACGACGCCCAUGGUAGAGGGCGAGGCGCUGAGGCUUCUGGAAUGCUGUAACGGUUGGGGCCAUAUCAAUUUCAAUUUGUUUAAUUUAAGAAGUAAAAUGAAAUUCCAAUUCAAACAUUUUAUCAUAGAGAAGCGUUGAGGUAAAUUGGAAUUGGAAUUUC